AUGGCCCCGGCCUCUGCCGGGGCCGGAAGUGCUACCGUGUUGUGCGGUGAACAUGGGCAUAUUGCCCGAAACUGUCCCAAGCCCGUCCGCCGACGCUCGGCGUCCCCUCGUCGAGAGGAGGCCAAGGAGGAGGCUAAGGAGGAGACCAAGGAGGAGGUCAAGGAGGAGGAGGAGGUGGAGGAGGAAGAGGAAGAGGAGGAGAAGGAGGGAGAGGAGGAGAAGGAGGACAUAGUCCUGAUUAAAAAAGAACCCCUCUAG
Ilyonectria robusta is the source of this 258-nucleotide messenger RNA. RefSeq lists its product as uncharacterized. Gene Ontology annotation, molecular function: nucleic acid binding; zinc ion binding. The coding region runs from base 1 to 258 and encodes 85 amino acids. NCBI's taxonomy places the organism in Eukaryota, Fungi, Ascomycota, Sordariomycetes, Hypocreales, Nectriaceae. The record is from RefSeq and is a predicted model, not a curated record. The transcript has 2 exons.